GCAAUACGCCUUUCUGGCAACUUCUCGGUUCAGCUUCCUCUUCCCACACAAAACAAAACACUAAGCAAAAAUAAACUGUAGGAAUUUUAUAUUGAAAGAGAUGACGUUGCCCGAGUUUUUUGGCUGCACUUUUAUCGCCUUUGGUCCGCCAUUUGCUCUGUUCGUUUUCACCAUUGCCAAUGACCCUGUACGGAUUAUUAUCCUGAUAGCAGCGGCAUUUUUCUGGCUGCUUUCACUGCUACUUUCCUCGCUUUUGUGGUUUGCUAUGAUUCCACUUCGGGAUGUCCUGGCAUUCGGCGUGUUCUUCUCAGUUCUGUUUCAGGAAUGCUUUAGGUACAUAAUCUACCGCAUUCUGCGCAGCACAGAGCAGGGUCUGCACGCAGUUGCCGAGGACACGCGAGUUACGGACAAUAAGCACAUCCUGGCAUAUGUGUCUGGACUAGGAUUUGGAAUCAUAUCCGGGAUGUUUGCCCUGGUGAAUGUAUUGGCUGAUAUGAGUGGGCCUGGAACUAUGGGUCUCAAAAGUGGUACCGAACUUUUUUUUGUCACCUCGGCCGCUCAAGCUCUUUCCAUUAUCCUGCUGCACACAUUCUGGAGCGUAAUAUUCUUUAAUGCCUUUGAUACAUGUAACUACUUGCACGUUUGUUACGUUGUGUGCAGUCAUCUGUUUGUGUCCUUGAUAACUCUGCUUAAUGCGAGCGAAUUUUAUACCACGACCUUGCUCAUUAACUACAUAAUUACUAUUAUUACUGGUGUUAUAGGGUUCAGAGUUGCUGGAGGUACAUCGCGCAGUUUCAAGAAGUUUAUAACAUGCCAAUAACAAGUAUUAAGAAUUUAGCUUUUAAAAAACACUUUGUAUGCUCCACAUGUAAUCUUAAUAUAUUAAGCCUGUAUAAACCUAUAUAUAACCUAAA
Drosophila bipectinata is the source of this 914-nucleotide messenger RNA. It is a transcript of the gene aph-1, whose product is annotated as gamma-secretase subunit Aph-1. Gene Ontology annotation, cellular component: endoplasmic reticulum; gamma-secretase complex; membrane. The record is from RefSeq and is a predicted model, not a curated record. Gene Ontology annotation, biological process: protein processing; Notch signaling pathway; Notch receptor processing. NCBI's taxonomy places the organism in Eukaryota, Metazoa, Arthropoda, Insecta, Diptera, Drosophilidae. Gene Ontology annotation, molecular function: protein-macromolecule adaptor activity.